CCGGUUUGAAACUGGAGCUGGUUGGAAUUCAAGGACAUAAAGCUGCUCAGAAAAUCCAGAGGAAGAAGUCAAAGAAAGAACUGAUGCAUUUCUGUCAGAGCGAUGGUGCUGAUGUCUUUCCGGAUGGGGGUUGGUGGAACAGAUGAGAGCUCCUCCCUCUUGAUUCAAAGGGGAACAGUGGGCACCAGCUGAAAGGAGGGAGUGGAAAUGAGAAAACUUCUCUGCACGUUUCUCCUUUCCAAGAACAAAGACACGACUCCAUGAACAGCAGAAGAGUUUGAAAACACGCCCGAAACUGCAGCACCACCUGCAAAAAGAUGCUUCCUCUUCAGGCUCCGCCCCUCCACAUCAAGAGCUGCAAGGAGGAGAAAGAUCUGCAUUUGUGUUGAGCUGUUAGGGGGUCAGAUCUUUAGGAACAUGCUAUCAAUGAAAUUAGGAAGUAAAAUGUUUUUUUCUCCAGGAAAGUUGCAAGCAAACAUUAUUUAAACUAAAGUAACUUGGGCUGCAUGCUGGUGUAGUGGUUAGCACUCUUGCCUCACAGUAUAAAGUCACUUGUUUGAAUCCCAGCUGGGUCCUUUCUGUGCAUGUUCUCCUUGUGCAUGUGUGGACUUUCUCUGGAGGGAAAAACUGUCAGGGCAUAUUUGUUUAAGAAAGUGAGAAAAUGUCAAGUUUACUAGAUAAUAUUCACAAUCUAAGUUCAAAGCAGCUUAACUCUGAUGACCCAGAAUUCUAGCAGCAUUUAAAUGCAUCAUUUACACAUGUGAAGAGUUUCACAUCAGAUUUGUGCGUUGAUGUGGCUUUGUGUGUGUAUCAGGUGAUUUGUGCGUACCUUUUAAAGAGUUGUGUGUGCAGUUAGUGCUAAGCUGCUAUAGUUUUAAGUCUUGCUAGUGUAAAUUAUAUUAAGUAUUUUAUUAAUUUAAUUAAAUUAAAUUAAAUAUAUAUAUAUAUUACCCAUACACACCUUUGGGUUUUAAAGUCAUUUUUACAUUGAAAAACCGUGUUGUUUGGGUUCAAGAUUUUUUUUCAUCAACGUUAUUUUUUUUUUAAUUAAAUUGUUGAUUUUAAUUUGCAGCGCUUUUUCUUUUGACGUUCCUGCCGUGACCCGGAAGUAAACAAAACAAAGUGCUAGCAACGUUAACAGCAUUAGCUCGUCUUGGGUUGACGGUGGUGUUCUGGUAGGAUGUUUUGUGGUUUGUGAGGUGAUGUACCGAUACGUGGUUCGGUUCCGAACAAUCCUCUUUAACUAAAGUGUCGUAAAUGAGUGAAUACGUGUUGAACGUAAAGACAACGUGGCUGUGAUUGUGAGACUAGCAGAUGAUCGGAGCUGCUGCUGUUCAGAGGACUUUGGUGUUUGUUGGAGCUGAACAUCGUCUACAGCUGCAGGAACCAUGUCUUCAGAACCUCAGGAAGAUUCUGACAGCGAACAGAUUCCUUCUGAUGAAGGAAACGUCGUCCAGAACGAGCAGGAGCUCCGUCGUCAGGACAGACUGCUGGAUUUCAUGAAAGAACAGCUUCAGCUCAACGUCAUCGUCCUCCCUAAGACUGAAGAGGAGGAUCUCUGCAGCCAGCAAAGGAACUCCAGAGUGGUACAGGAGGAACCAGAACCUCUACAGGUUAAGAAGGAACUGCAGGAACCAGAACUUUGGCUUAUUGAAGAGCGACAAAAAGAGCAAGAACUUCCACAGAUUAAAGAGGAGCUGGAAGAUCGAGGACUUUCACAAAUUAAAGAGGAGCAAGAGGUACUGCCACACAUUAAAGAGGAGCAGGAGGAACAAGAACCUCCACAGAUUAAAGAAGAGCAAGAAGAACUCUGCAUCAGUCCGGAUGAAGAGCAGCUUGCUUUGAAGCAGGAGACUGAAACUUUGAUGGAGAUUUCUACUUAUGAGGAACAUGAGUACAAUGUAGCAGAUCUCAACAAUCCGCAGAGCUUUUAUUUUACCAAUUGUCAGGACGAAGAAGGAAGCCAACAUGAAGAAUCAACAUCCACUACAGAUGAAGAGACAGACCCACAGAAUAGAGAUCAGAGGCAGAGAAAAAACAGAGGCCAUGUCCAAAACGUGAGGGGCUCUCACAUGUUAGAAAGUCAGUGUGACUCUGAUGUUGGUAAAAAUUCAAAAGAGGCAUGUAUGGGUAGAAAGCACAAACAAUCUCCAAAGAAAAAUAGACUUUCCUCUCUGAAGUCUGGUAAAAGAACAACAAUUGCACACAAUAGUUCUGUCCACAUCGGAACAGAGUCUGAAAAAAGACCUUAUGUCUGUAAGGAAUGUGGUAAAGUUUUUUCUUACUGGUGUCACUUCACAUUUCACCAGAGAAUCCACACAGGUGAGAAGCCUUUUACUUGUGAAGUAUGUGAUGCAAGAUUUGGUCAAAUGUCUUAUCUCAGAACACACAUGAGAACUCACACAGGAGAGAGACCUUAUUCUUGUAAAGAAUGUGAUUCAAGUUUUAGUCAUGUAUCUAAUUUCAAAAAACACAUGAGAAUUCACACAGGUGAGAAGCCUUUUUCUUGUACUGAAUGUGAUGCAAGAUUUAGUGUAAUGUCUGAGCUCAAAACCCACAUGAGAACUCACACAGGAGAAAAGCCUUUUUCUUGUAACGAAUGCGAGGCAAGUUUUUGUCAAAUAUCUAAUCUCAAAAGGCACAUGAGAAUUCACACAGGAGAGAAGCCUUUCUCUUGUAAAGAAUGUAAUUUGAGUUUUAGUCACACAUCUAAUCUUAAAAUUCACAUGAGAACUCACACAGGAGAGAAGCCCUUUUCCUGUGAAUUAUGUGAUUCAGCUUUCAGUCAAAACUCUACUCUCAAAAAACACAUGAGAACUCAUACAGGAGAGAGGCCUUUUACUUGUGAAACAUGUUAUAAAAGUUUUAGUCAAAUGGCUACUCUCAAAAACCACAUGAGAACCCAUACAUGAGCGAAGCCUUUUUACUUAUCAAGCAAUGUAAAAUGUAUAUAGUGUAAAAUCCAAACUUAGGAACACUUUACAUGAGAAAGGAGAGAGAUUGCAAAACACAAAGUUAAGACUGGCACAAGAGCAUAAAAAAAAUAAUUGUACACAUAACUAUUUCAUUUAGAUUAAAAUAUUUUAAGCGUUGUAGAUUCUGAUGUUAUUUUACAGCAUGACUUUGCACCUUUUCACACUGUCAAAAAUACUUACAUUUAAAGCUAUGAACUGUUUUAGGAGGAAGAGACACCAGACCCAACAAUAAAGAUGACCCGAAGUCAGCUAUCAAAGCAACUUGAGCUCUCAUACAUGUACAUAGAGCCACAGACUGAUGGCCUAAUACCAUGAAGCUUGGAUGCAAUAAUUUAAAUUGUAAUAGGCACAAGUGAGUAUUCAAUGAGUAGAAAUUAGCAUUUUGCUGUUGCAUGUGUGGUGAAAACAUCUUUUUAAAUUAUUCUUAUAUAUUUACAUUUUCUAAGAUGCUAUUUUCUAGCUUUUCAUCAUCUACAGCCACAAUUAUCAAAAUCCAAAAAGUAAAAGAUCAUUUAUAUUACUCUUUGUAAAACAAUUACAUUCAAAUUAAUUUCAUUGUUUGAAUUGAUUGACAAAAAAAGCUAAAAUUCACAAAAUUAAUUAUUUUAGAUGUACCUGUACAAAUAAAGGUUUGAGGUAUGUCUUUAUAUCUUGAAUAUUUUAACUAUGAUUGCAGUAUAUGCUUGGGUGUGUAUGUUGUCUAAAAAAGUGUUAAAAUUAAACACUUUUUUAUGUGAUCAGUGAACAUUUCAUUAUUAUUUUUGAUUAAAAAGUAGUGAUUGCUGUUUAAAUUUUGAUGGAUUAAGUAUUUUUAUUUUAUUGGGUUUUUUCUUUUUAGAAGAAGAAGAUUUUUCCAAAAAUGUAAAAAGAAAGAGGCGGAUAAAGAAACAGACUGAUGUCUUGUGCUUAUUCAAUUCAAUUUGAUCUAUUCAGUCCUAAUACACAACACAGUUGUUUCAAUGGGCUUUAAUUUGGUAAUUGCCCAAAAACAUAAAAUCAGUCAUAAAAUAUAAACAGUAGCUGAUUGCUAAACAAAACUGGUCAUCCUUGCUCUAAGACCCUCUUUCUCGGUAAGGAAAAACUCCUAAAAAAAUGAAGGAGGGAUCCUCUCCCUGGACAGAUGGGAGAUGCACCAGGACUGUUAAAGAAGAAUUAGCUUCUCAACUCUACAACUACAUGUUUGAACAGUCUAGCAGAUGGGCUUCAUCCAGAUGGAACUGGUGGUGCGAGAAGAGCAAAGGCGAGGUCCACAGACGAGCCACAUUGAAUCUGGAAUCUCUCGGAAAGAGGAACAACAAAUGAAUCGCACUGCACCAAACAGAGGCAUGGAGAACUAAAUGAAAAAUAAAUGCUAAAAAAUAGUGGGGUAGAUGGAAAUAUAAGACAGACGGUUUAAAUAGUGGAUGGUAAUAAUAAUUACAGUAAUAGGAAAUCCAUAGUAUUAGCAUAACAAUAUUAAUAUAAUAUUAAUCUUGGCCACAGCAGGGGGAAUAGGCCGACUUGGCUCGGUUUAGGAAAUCGUCUUCCUUCUGCUUAGCUCUGUGGAGAAAUAUUUAUAACGGUUGUAAGGAAAAUCCUAAGUAUUCCUCCAAGCUUCAUCACAGUAGGUGAGAUAGAGGAGCACUGAGUGAAAUAUUCUCUGAAUGUGGAAACUGUGCUGGCCUCUCUUACAUGAGCUGAGAGCUUGUUCUAAAGCAGCUUGGUGGCUGAAAGCUCGGCCUUCAAACUGUACAUCUAGAAAUUCUAGAAACCACAAGCAGUCCUGUAUUUUGUAAGCGAAGUGUUCUGAUUGGUUGGUUAGGCACUAUGAGAUGUUUCCAACAAAGUUGGAUAUUAGCAAAUCGGGCAAUUAAAUAACAGGAGCAACAGAAGCUACGACUACUGGUUAACGCUCACCCAGAAAUGACGUCUGACGUCGAUCAACAUCAUUAACGAAAAUCAUUUUAUCAUGUGAUUCCUGUUUUCUAGUAGAGAUUAGAAGUGUUUCUCUGUUCUUUUUAGUUCAGUGUUCUGUCUCAAUCUUUCCUGUGAAGAAUAAAGUGGACGUGAACAUCA
Oryzias melastigma (Indian medaka) is the source of this 5030-nucleotide messenger RNA. Its product is annotated as zinc finger and SCAN domain-containing protein 2. The record is from RefSeq and is a predicted model, not a curated record. Gene Ontology annotation, cellular component: nucleus. Bases 1389 to 2912 code for a protein of 507 amino acids. The transcript is spliced from 3 exons. Gene Ontology annotation, biological process: central nervous system development; regulation of transcription by RNA polymerase II. NCBI's taxonomy places the organism in Eukaryota, Metazoa, Chordata, Actinopteri, Beloniformes, Adrianichthyidae. Gene Ontology annotation, molecular function: RNA polymerase II cis-regulatory region sequence-specific DNA binding; DNA-binding transcription factor activity, RNA polymerase II-specific.